GCUACUAUUUUAAAUUAUAUGAGAUCCGAUACUUAAUUACACCAAUAGCAGUAUGAGACCGAGGAAGGUAUCAAGCACCAAUAAUACCUUUUAACAUUUACAUAUACUUAUGUCAUGAUGAAAUCAUGCAAGUUUUCUUUGCCACCAUACUCAGAAGCUCACACACUUCACAAAAUCAUGCAUUAAUUGUCUCACUAAAUAUAAACCUUAUAGCAAAAGAAACUCAAUAACCAAAAUCAUGCAAGUCUCCUCUACCACCAAAAUCAUCACUCCUGCCUAUAAAAUAAGGAGACCUUAAACUUUAAACCAUAAAUUUGUAAUCUUUACAAUACAUAUAUUUAUUUUAUUAAUCCACUUCAUCACAAGUCGUAGGACAGUUUGGCCAAAGGAAGGUACCUACAUGACGAUGAUUAGUUUGGUUGUGUGGGCUCUCGUCUUCUUUCGCCAUGCAACUAUUGAAGCUGGAAGAGAAGGGAGGGUUUUGAGAGAUGAUCAAAUGAUGAUGAUGAUGAACAACGGUAACAUGGACAACAUGUUACAUAAUUCUCAUGAUUAUCAUCAUCAUGACGUUGAACAUGAUAAGGCUCGAGGACUUACUACUAGUGGUUAUGGAGCAGGAUCAAGUGGGGGUGGUGUUGGUGUUGGUGUUGGUGUUGGUUUUGGCUCGAGUGGUGGUGGUGGUGGUUUUGGCCCUGGUGGUGGUUUUGGCUCGGGUGGUGGAUUUGGCUCUGGUCCAGGAGAAAAGGGUAGUGGAGGUUUUGGCCCGAGCGGUCCUGGCUUUGGUCCAGGAGAAAAGGGUGGGGGUUUUGGUCCUGGCUUUGGUCCAGGAGAAAAGGGUGGGGGUUUUGGAGUUGGAGUUGGACCAGGUGGCGGGUAUGGUUCGGGUGGUGGCUAUGGAGGAGGCUAUGGCGGUGGAGGAUAUGGUGACGCUCAUUCCCAAACUUCCCAAAGUGAGGAGCAUGAUCAUGAUGAGUCAAUGAUGCAUGGCCGCAAACCCUAAUAUAUAACACAAUAUUUGCUUGCUACGUUUUAAUAAUGGGGAGCAAACCUAAAUAACACAAUUUACUUACGUUUUAAUAAUGGGAGCAAAACCUAAAAUAUCAUGUACACAAAAAAUAAAAUUACAUGUACGUAUUUUAUUUUUUACUUAAUUAUCACUUUAUCAUGAUCAUAUAUAGUUUUAGAUUAUAUAGUUUUGUAUUAAUAAGUGAAUUUUUAUCAUUUUGUUGUUUGAA
Cannabis sativa is the source of this 1235-nucleotide messenger RNA. RefSeq lists its product as uncharacterized. The coding region runs from base 401 to 1000 and encodes 199 amino acids. The transcript has 2 exons. The record is from RefSeq and is a predicted model, not a curated record. Lineage: Eukaryota; Viridiplantae; Streptophyta; Magnoliopsida; Rosales; Cannabaceae.